Molecule: messenger RNA, 1002 nt
Organism: Serpula lacrymans var. lacrymans S7.9
Lineage: Eukaryota; Fungi; Basidiomycota; Agaricomycetes; Boletales; Serpulaceae
Exons: 5
Coding region: 58-1002 (314 amino acids)
Source: RefSeq, a predicted model, not a curated record
GAAUUCCAGUAUCUUUACUUUCUUUGCUAUACUCGUAGUAGCAACCUCGAGCUUUGCAUGUCCACAGUCAUGCCAUUUUCCACGAAAAAACGUAAAGAGCCUCCGUCCGUCACUCUGCACGACUUUUUCGCUCCAAAGAUCCCUGCGAAGAGAGUCUCGGGAGUACGUCCUUCACAUGCCAGCUCUUAUGCGAAAAAGGAGCAGGCCGCACUUCGCUCAACUGAAGUCAUAUUCAUUGAUUCUGACUCUGAUGAAGAAACAAUCCAACCAAACAAGAAAUACAAAUCACACAAGGUGUCAGACCAGAAUAACUCUAAUGGACAGUUCGUCGACCCGCUUCCUGAGAAGAAACAUAGGAGCCAUCCUAGUAGUAAGAGCGCAACAGAUAACGUCUCUCCUGAUACACCCAAUAACUUGACCAGGGUAUCAGCAGUCUUAUCGAAAGAAGGGGGAGGACUACUGUCCUUACCAUCAGCUCAGAGCAGUGUACCCAUUUCCUUCGGACAACCGAGCAAUCUUUUGCAGGAUAGGAGUCUGGAGCCCUUGGAAAAGACCAGUUGUAGUAAUGCAUCAUUCACAAGCCGCGUUACACCUUCUCUUCAGUACCAGCGUACCAAAUUGGACCAGCUUUCUGAAGAGUUAUCUUUUGGUACCCCAGCCGUACUGCUGUCUUCGCAGUCAAAUACUGCUGAUUUAAAUCAGGUUCCACCUAAACCAGGAUCUUGGAAUGAGGACGCAGACAACUUUUCCUUUAAUAAAUCUUGGGAUGUGGGUUUGGACAAGACGGUUGCCGAGUCUAUACACGGCUAUCACGUUCAGAGAGAGGAGGUGGAUUGCUGCUUCUCUGCAGUGCAGGUUGAUGACAUUAACUAUUCAGUCACAGAGAAAAUGAAGUAUGGACAGAAGCGGCAGUCGCUGACGUCCGAGCUAGUGAACACACUCAAGUAUCAGCAAGUCGCCAUAAAGCACCAUUUUAUAAAGUACUACAAGGGAUGCCUAUAG